GUUCAUUGUAGCUCCAGUUCGUUCUACUCCUUCGUUUUCUCUUCUUCCCUUCUCACUCCUCUUACAUCUUCACCAUGACAUUAAAGCGACCGCGCAUUGCAACAUUAGAGGCGUUCAUCAUUGACACCUUCACCGAGGUUGACGCCGAUGGGAAGGAGUCCGCAGUCGACAAGGCCGACCAAAUAGGCGGUGCUGGCACUUAUGGGAUCAUCGGCGCGCGCAUCUUCCUCCCGCCCAGUCGGCUCGCCAUGAUCAUCGACUAUACGCCCGAAACCUUGCCUCCCUCCAUGAAGGCGCAGCUGGAGGGAUACGGUGCUGACAUGUGGGCGUGGCGCGAGCGGCAUGAUGGCGCGGGCACGACGCGCGCAGUGAAUCGAUACAACGGACAGGUGCGCGGUUUCGAGUAUCUGAGUGCGCCCAUGCUCUUGACACCGCGUGCACUCCUUGAAACCGAUUUCCACACUCCGCUGCCUAGCUGGCUGCACCUUGUCUCCUAUCCUGCCCGUGCGGAUCAGGUGGUUCAGGAUAUUGCCUUUAUAUCUUCCGAAGUGGAAGAGGGCUGGGAACCUGGACUGCUGUGGGAGCCAGAACCUCCAUGCUGCAUUCCCGAGAAUCUUCCGCUCAUCUCCAAGCUCACGCGGCAAGUAGACAUUAUCAGUCCCAAUCACACGGAGGCGCUGCAGCUGUUUGGUCGCACUAUCUCCUCGGAGGACGAGCUCGUGCCAGUCCUCGAGUGGGCGGUGCGCUCCCUCGUCGCCUUUCGACCUCGUAUGGGCGCAGUGAUCCGCGCUGGGCCCUUGGGGUGCUGUUAUGCACUGACAUCUGAGCUCGUGCGCACACCGUCACCACAUCCGGCGGCAAGGAAGACAUCGAACCCAGGAACACCAAGUCAUAUCCAACCAGUGUAUUGGGCACCCGCGUUCUGGCACCCCGACAUGCCCGGGUAUAAGACGAAGGUUGUCGAUCCCACAGGCGCGGGAAACGCGUUCAUGGGAGGGUUGAUGGCUGCAUUCGAUGAGGGCAAGGACAUGCACGAGGCCGUCAUCUGGGCCAACGUCGCAGCCAGCUUCGUCAUCGAACAGGACGGGUUACCAACGAUCAAGACGAUCCUUGGGCGCGAAGUGUGGAAUGGAGAUUACCCGUGGGAGCGAGUCGAAAAUCUCAAGCGGCGCAUGAAGGUGGGCCGCGCAGCGACUUGAGGGGUAUAAUGUAAGUUUGCAGCGCUCGUACGAGCGCAUACUUUAGACUAGAGAUGUGUAGAUGCAGAAUGUACAUUUUUGGUGUGGACAGAAA
This is a messenger RNA of Cutaneotrichosporon oleaginosum, 1293 nucleotides long. RefSeq lists its product as uncharacterized. Lineage: Eukaryota; Fungi; Basidiomycota; Tremellomycetes; Trichosporonales; Trichosporonaceae. The record is from RefSeq and is a predicted model, not a curated record.